UUUUUUUUUUGUUAUUUGUUAUUGUUUCUUGUUUUUCUUUCUCAAAAAAAAACAUGGAAGCGAAUACAAUACCCCCUAUAGUGGAAAAGCAUGCAGAAUUUAUUAAUUCAACUGUAAACUCACUAUAUACGAUUAUUGCUGCCAUUCCUGGAUCUCAUCUCGCUCUUAAUUAUGUUAAGAAUGCUUAUCAAAAUGACCCUUUUCGAAUUGCUCUUGAACUUUUCCUAGUCUUUUUCGCUAUUCGAUAUUUAAUGUCUGCUAAAUAUAAACCUCACGAUAAUGCAGUUAAAUUGUCAGACAAGGAAAUUGAUGAGCUUGUUGAAGAAUGGCAUCCUGAACCUUUAGUACCAGCCUUGAAUAAAUUUGAUAAAUUUAAUUUGGAUAAAACACCCGUUAUCUCGGGGGCACAAAGCGCAAAAUCAAAAGUAGUUGGCUAUGCUAAACCUCUCAUGAACUUAGCAACCACGAAUUAUCUUAAUUUUACAGCCUCUGAAGAGAUUCGAGAAAAGGCGAUUACGACACUUCGUAACUAUGGUGUUGGUUCAUGUGGACCUCCUGGUUUCUAUGGUACCAUUGACGUUCAUAUGGAACUUGAAAAGGAUAUUGCACACUUCAUAGGCACGGAGGCAGCUAUUAUUUAUGCACAAAAUUUUUCAACCAUUUCUUCUGUUAUCCCUGCCUUCAGUAAACGUGGUGAUAUUCUUGUUUGUGAUGACAGCGUUAGUUUUGCCGUUCAAAAGGGUAUUCAAAUUUCUCGUUCCAUUGUCCGUUGGUACAAGCAUAAUGAUAUGGCGGACCUUGAACGUGUAUUAGAAGAGAUUCGUAUGGAUGAUUUAGUUCACAAGAAGCGACUUACACGUCGUUUUAUUGUCUGUGAGGGCCUCUCGACGAAUUAUGGUGACAUUGCUCCACUUGAUAAACUGAUUGAAAUUAAAAAGAAGUACAAGUAUAGAUUAAUUUUAGAUGAAUCCCAAUCCUUUGGUGUUGUCGGCCCUCGUGGUGCUGGUCUUACUGAUCUCUUCCAAAUCCCAGCAACCGAGGUGGACAUUAUUGUAGGUUCGAUGGCCAACGCACUUUGUUCCUCUGGUGGCUUUUGUGCGGGAUCAGUUGCGAUUGUAGAUCAUCAACGUUUGAGUGGUUUAGCUUAUUGUUUCUCUGCUUCCAUUCCUGCCAUGUUGGCUGUUUCAUCUAGUGAAGCCAUCAAGUUGAUUAACGAACAACCUCAACUCUUGGCUGAACUUGCUGAACGUACCAAGACAUUCCGUUUAACAUUGACUCACAAGAGUUUAGAAUCCUUUGUGGAGUUGUUUUCAGGUGAUCCUGAGAAUCCAGCCCCCUUUUUCCAUAUUCGAGCCAAACCCAGCUUUUUACAAUCACGUUUAUUAGAGCAUGAAGAAGAAAUAAGUCGUGAAGAUGAAGAAUAUCUUUGGCAAGAUGUUGUAGAUGAAUGUGCUAAUCAAGGUGUUCUUGUUACUCGUGCAAAAUAUGUGAUUGAUCAAGAACGACACUGUCCUAGACCUGGUAUUAAAAUUAGUGUUACCAUUGGCUUGACAAAGAAGGAAAAUGAAAAGGCAGCUGGUAUUGUCAAGUCCGCCAUUAUUAAGGUCUUUACUAAAUGGAGAAAAUAAUUAUUUACUAUGAAUGUCCUUUAAUAUUUUUUUUUUUUUUUGCAUUAAUUCGCAUUUUUUUUUCGGGGGAGAAAGGAGAAUAAUUUAUUACUUACAUCUAUAUUACUUACAUAUAAUUAUAAUAUAUUAUAUAUCUAAUAAUAAUAAACUGAGGAAAAAGUAAUAAAAUAUAUAAAGAAUUUAGAAUAAUAAGCAACCAUUAUUUGUUGCAUGAUAUAACUGCUUUGUUUAUACUAUACUCGACAGAGGCUAGAAUAG
Cokeromyces recurvatus is the source of this 1886-nucleotide messenger RNA. Its product is annotated as pyridoxal phosphate-dependent transferase. The transcript is spliced from 2 exons. Gene Ontology annotation, cellular component: endoplasmic reticulum. The record is from RefSeq and is a predicted model, not a curated record. Lineage: Eukaryota; Fungi; Mucoromycota; Mucoromycetes; Mucorales; Mucoraceae. Gene Ontology annotation, biological process: ceramide biosynthetic process; sphingosine biosynthetic process. The coding region runs from base 54 to 1628 and encodes 524 amino acids. Gene Ontology annotation, molecular function: serine C-palmitoyltransferase activity; pyridoxal phosphate binding.